Aphidius gifuensis is the source of this 4882-nucleotide messenger RNA. RefSeq lists its product as uncharacterized. The record is from RefSeq and is a predicted model, not a curated record. The coding region runs from base 266 to 4540 and encodes 1424 amino acids. Gene Ontology annotation, biological process: signal transduction. NCBI's taxonomy places the organism in Eukaryota, Metazoa, Arthropoda, Insecta, Hymenoptera, Braconidae. The transcript has 9 exons.
AGUGGCUUGUAUCAAUUUUUUUUUUAAAUUUAUAAUUUAGAAAAUACAAAUAGAAAAAGUGAUCAAUUUUUAUCGUGGUUUUUUGUCAAGUGUUUUUGUGAUAAAAAAAUUUAAAAAAUGAAAAAAAAAUGUGCAAAUAAAUAAGCCGUAAUAGUGUUGAAUAAUUUGGAAUGUUGAUAAUGGUGAUAGAGGUUGAUGAUAGAUGAUAAUAAGUUGUUAAAACGCGAAAGUGGUGCGUGUAGCAAAAAAAGAGCGGGACGCCGCAAUGGCUGAGCGUUCCAGCGGUAGUGGUAGACGUUUUUCACGUCGUGAUAGUUGUGAAAAUGUUGGUUCAUCAUCACAUCAUGCAACUCCAGCAUCAUCAAAAGAACGUAGAACUAAAAAAUCAAGUAAACCAAUGAAAGAAAGAUGGCUAUUGACAAGAAAAACAUGGCGAUAUAUGGCAGAUGCCGGUCGUCGUUUAAUUCCUGAUGGUACACACAAUAGAACCGAGGAUAUACCAAAAAUUGAACAAUACUUUCAGGAAGUUUGUCAACGUGAGCCAAAAUUUUUACUCUGGCGAAAAGCAUCGUAUCCAGGAAGUUUAGGUUUUCGAGCACAUAGAAAUAGAAGAUUGGUUAAAGGUGGAAGUUGUCGAACAAAAGCUUGUUCUGCUGAUGAAGCUGAUGACUCACGGGGAUCACCAAAUGCCCUGAUAUAUCAAGCAACAUCUGGUGGACGUUUUGAUCCAGCAAAAUUAAAAAGAGACUGGUUACUAGCAAGUGGUAGUAUUCCCAACACGCCAAUUGAUCAAAGACGAACUCGUGAAGAAGAUGCCGAGGCAAAAGCAUUGGCUGAUAUGCUACAAAAAUAUUUGAACAUGCAUGGGGAGCCUGGUGAAUCAGAUAAUAUUUUAGCUAAGGAUUCAAAAAUUUCUAGCUCAGCUGACAGUACUGAAAGUACAAAUUUUCCAUUUGAUUAUCAGAGUCUUAUUGAUAAACUUCAGCAACAUUUAAAUCUCAUAAUGUCAGAAAGAAAAGAUGAUACAUCACGAAGAAGAAUACCUCCACCACCAUCACCAUUAACAACUCCACCACCACCACCACCACGAGCUUCUUCCAGCCGCAAUGUUCCAAGUAAUGUUAAUACUUAUGUGCCACUUGAACCAACAGUACCAUAUCGUGGUGAUUAUAUACACAAAUCACUUCUUGAAACUCUCAGUCGUCAUUAUGCUAAAUCACCAAAUCGUGAGCAUGUUAUAUCUGGUAUUUUAACUGAUCGUAAAUUGUUGGAAAAAUUAUAUUUUGAUCUAAGAUGUACGAGGGGUUUUCGUGGACCACGAGCAACAGGUGCAUACAAUGAACCACCACGUUGGUGGGGUAAUCCUCGAACUCGUGAUAAUGAUUGGAAAUCAAAUCAAAGAGGUGGAAGAGAUUUGGUAUCACCACCACCAUUGAUUGCUGUACAAGGACCAAGUACUGAUCGAAGUCCUGUUGAUACUGCUGCACAAACUGAUCCAUUGAGUAAAGAAAUAAUUGAUUCACUUAUUGCUGAUAGAGAUAAAGAAGAAAGAGAUAAUCCACGUGAUUGUGGAAAAAAUUUUCGAAGACGUAGUAGUGUUGAAAAUGAUGAUGUGUCACCAUCAGUUAGUGAUACAAUUAAAAGAUAUUUAAGAAUGGCAAGAAAAAAAUCAAUGGAUGCUGAUAAAGCUGACAGAUUUAAACGUGUCAAUUAUGAUAGAAAUUUACGAAAUAUUAAGGCAAAAGGUGAAAUAACAAAACCAGGUGAUGACGAUGGUAAUAAUAAAGGAUCACAGACAAAUGAAAAUUGGAUAUUACGUUAUAAAGAAAGUGGAACAUUGUCAAUUGAGGCUGGUGAUAAUAUUUCUGAUGCUGAUACAACAACAUCACCAGCAAGUAGAAAUGCUAGUUCAAGAAGUAGCAUUGAUGCUGGUUUAGGAUCUGAAGAACCAACAACACCAAAACAUCAUCAUCAUCAAUCCUUUCUUUCCCAUCUCCUUCAUGGUUCUAAUACUCACAAAGACAAGCCACAUUCGGCACCAGGUUCACCAGCUCUUACUUCUUCAAAUUCUUCAGGUGGAGCAGCAAUGCAGAAGAGCAAAUCCUCUAGCAGUGUUGUACAUCAUGGCAGUCGUUUGGUUGCCAAAAGAAUAUGGAGAUCAAGAAGCAAAAGUACCUCUAGAACUGUCAAUCAACCCUCUGUUUGGACACCUCAAGGAAAAUGCACGUGGGCUGGUACAAGUGGGCGUCGAGUUACUCUUCAAGAUACAUCAUUGAGAGCCCUGUCUGAAGUUGAGCGAAAAGUCCUUUGUCGAGUUGCUGUUGCUAAGUUGCAAGCACUUAAUCUUGGUGUUGUCAUAAGGCCACCAAAUGAAUCUCUAACGAGUAGAUCUGUUACAAAUAAACCAAAAAGAAAAGCUUAUUUGUUGAAGAGAAAAGCUCUGACAACUGGAUUUUUUGAAAAUAAAAAUAAAGAUGAUAAAGAUUCCUCGGGUGGUCUUGUAUUUGGAAUUCCAAUAUCGCAGUGUCUGGAGAACGAUCGACUGGCAAGAAUUGCAACUGGUGAAAUAUCUGACGUCACUUGUUUAUCAAGAAGUAGUAGACAUGGAAGUAGGGCUAGUUUUACCAGUCUCAUUGAGACACCCACAACAACAACCACCACUUCCUCCAAAACAGAAGAGGGUGGUUCUUGUGAAUCAUUGUCAUCAAAAGGUGGUGGUGCAUUGACUGGUAGUGAUUCUGGUGUCAUUGAAUUGAGUGACAGUGGUGGUCCACCUGGUGAAUGGGAUGCUGUGCCUGGAAUUGUUAGACAAUGUAUCAAACAUCUUGAGGUCACUGGUCUCAGAACACUUGGCAUAUUUAGAGUUUCACCUUCAAAAAAAAGAGUUAGACAGUUGAGAGAAGAAUUUGACUGUGGAAGAGAAACUAAAAUUGGUCCUGAUCAGUGUCCCCAUGAUGUUGCAACAUUAUUGAAAGAGUAUUUUCGAGAUUUGCCAGAUCCUUUACUCUGUCGAGAGCUUUAUCAAGCCUUUGUUCACACGCAAAAAAUACGGAACAGGCGUCUUCAGCAGGAGGCACUUCAACAUCUCGUUCAACUUUUACCAGCAACAAAUCGUGAAACUCUAUGUGCACUGUUGAGUUUUUUAACUGAAGUUGCAGCAAAUAGUGAAGAUAGUAAAAGUGAAACUGGUGAAUGGUUGACUGGUAAUAAAAUGGAUUUAACAAAUCUUGCAACGGUAUUUGCACCAAAUAUAUUGCAUUGUGUUAAACCUGGACAAGCGAGAUCAGAAGUAUCAGUUGAAAGAGCAGAAGAGCGAAUUGAUGUGAUAAAUGUUGUACGUGCAUUAUUAGAAAAUGCAUCAACAUUAUUUACUUUACCAGCUGCACUUUUAGAUGAAUUAUAUCUUCAAAUGAUGGAAACACAUCCAGCAGAUCUUGAUAUUGCAUUAUCACAAAAAGCUGAAGAACAUUGCAAUGAUGAAAUUGAUCCUGGUAGUGAAGUAGAAGUAUUUUCUGAAGAAAAUUUAAUAUCAACAGCUCAAACAGCUAAAAAAGUAUGGUCACGUGAACAGUGUCUUCAUCAAAUGGCUGGUAUUGGUGGUGAUAUUGGUCCAAAACCAAGAAGACCAAAAAGACCAGGUAGUAGAAGAAAAGAAGAAGGAAGAAGUAAUAGUGUUGAUAGUGGCUCAAGUGAAGAUCCAACUGAUCCAAGAAGAAAAUCAUCACCAAUGGUUAUAACAGCUAAUUUAACAAUACCAAUGUCUAGUGCUUUUACUCUUAAUCUUGAUGAUCCAGAUAUUCCAUAUAUUGAAGAACAACCAAAACAACCAUCAGCACCACCAAGAAGACAAAGACAACGUUCUAUAUCUGGUUGUAGUGAAGGUGGUAGACAUGGAAGUGAUAGUGCUGUUGGAUCAUCAGCAACAUUAUCUGGUGAUCAACCACCAAGUUCACCACCUUCAUGGGCAUCAUCACCACCAGGUAGUCCUGAUAGUGCUGUUACAGCUGUAUCAUAUAUACCCGAUCAACAAGCUGUUCUUCAACGAGUAUCAUUUACAACGUCCAGUGAAGUACGACAAAUUUCAAGAUCAAUUAGUCAAGAAUCAUCAAAACAUACUAGUCCAGCAUAUACACCAAGUAUUACAAGCAUUGGUGGAGCUGUUUUGAGAUCAAAGACAGCUGAUAUUGAAAGAAUGCUUCAUAAUUCAAGACCAGAAAGUACAAUUGUUAUUCAAUCAAAAUUAGCAGCAACAACCACAACAACAACAACAUCAUCAACAACGUCAACAACAUUAUCGUCAAAUGAUAAUAAAAAAUAUACAAAACGACGUUAUACUGAUUCACGACAUCAAACACGUCAUAUUCCAGAUGCUGAGAGUUUGUCAAAUAGAUUACCAGUAACAACAACAAUAACACAAAGUUCAACAUUGAGUUCAAAUAAUAAUCAGGGACAAAGAACAACUGGUAUAACUAAUGCACCAGUUUGGAAACGUAGAGAACUUAUUUCCUCAGCUCCAAAGACUCGACAAAAUUACUUUUGAUUGAUCAUUUAUUUUAUAUAACUUUUUAAAAAAUAAAAAAAGGUAAAUAUUUUUCAACAAUAUAUUGUACCGUUGUUUUUUGAUUUUACAGACACUAUAAAAUCAAAAAAUAAAAAUUAAAAUAAAAUCAAGAAGAUACUUUUUUUUUUAAAUAUAAAAAUGAUGUACAUUUUUUGGUAAAUAAUUAUUAAAUUUUCUUCUUGUGUUAAUCAAGUGUCUGGGUUUCCUCCAGGUGAGAAUUCCUUAUGAUCACUUUGAUUAAAUAAUUUAUGUACUAUCUAUUUCGUUAAGUUUUUAACCUGUAAAUUCAAAAUAAAUAAUGAUAUUAAUUUUUCUACAAAA